AUGAGUAAGAAGCCGAAUCCGCACUCUGCAGCGGGGGCGGAGUCUGAGGAGGCACGAGUUGAGUCCUUUGGACGUAAAGUUUUUGAAAUAUACACCGAGACGGUAAAGCCGUCCAUCUUUGAUCUACAGUUGCGGCACUACGCUGAUUAUCUUCACCACUUUGGCUUCUCCAUUGAGAGGGAAACCAAGCACUUGAGAGAGGCCCCACGGAUCGGAGGCCGGCGCGCACCUGCGCGGUCAGUGGAACUUCUGCCUGGUGCCCAGUGGGGUAUUGGGAAAGAAGAACGAGAGGAAGCUGACGCAUGGGCACGCGAAGUCGGGCCACUAGAAGGAGUGACUAGACCACAUGAAAUUGUGACGCGGCUCAUUGAACCCUUCAAACGGGUUACGUGGCGGCAGUCCGCUUCACAGUGUGCGCUGAAGAAGGCGAGAACAUUGUAUUGCUGGCUUUGCAACAAUAUUAACCCUGAACUUCCCCAACAACAGGGGGAUGAAGCUGCAGCGAGCGUACCUGCGCCUGCUGGUGCUGGCAAAAAGGAAGAAGGGAACAGUGUCGCAUCGUCGCGUAGCCACAAAAAAAAAUCAUCGGCGGCAUCACACACCGUCGUAUCCCUGUGGUCCAUGGACUUGUUUGAGGAAGUGCUGGCGCAACGCCGUGCUACCUGCAUUGGGAUGGCCCAAAUAUAUCAGAAGUUCCUUCAGUUGGCUGGGAUUAAGGGCGAAGUGGUAGAAGGAUUUCUGCGGAGACGCCCCCCAGGAAAAAGUAUUGAAUGGGCGUGGAACCUUGUUCAAAUUCCCGUGGAUGACGACCCGCCGCUUUCGUAUCUCGUGGAUGUGAUGCUCUCCGCUCAUUCAGGUCAAUGUUUAUCUGUCAAUCGGCCGGGGGAUGCCGCCGAAGAUGUUCCAAAAGGUAAACCAAAUCAGCAGGGUGAAAGCACGGGUCGUAAGGGAAGGGCCGCUCCCGCCCAACAAGCAACACCGCAGCGGAGCAUACUUGAAGGCCCCCUGUUAGCCCCCUUUUGUUCACAGGUGAAGCGUAUGGAAGAUUUCUACUUUAACACACAUCCAGAGAAGUUUUUCAGCACACAUUUCCCCAAACGUGCGCGCCACUCGUUGCUGCAGACACCGAAGAGGAAAACCGUGUGGGAAGGUGAACCGUUGAUGACACAUGAUUUCUUCCGUUUUCCCCUGGCCCUGGACCCUUCUGGGCGUCGGUGCUCUAGCAUCACGCGGUCCACACCAUUUUACAUCAAACUUUUCAACGAGGACCCGGAGCAUUUCGAGUUGUGCUGUGUUCUCUUUAGAGGAACAUUAAUGGAACUCCCAGAUAACUGUAGCUCAGCUACGGCACUGGGACCCAGGUGGGUAUGGCACCAGCGGGAGGAGUCGUCAAUGAGUGAAACCUUCACUCUAAUGGUACCGGAGUCGGGAUAUUACUGUAUGGUGAUUGGUGCACGUGCGAUUAGAAAAGAUCCCUUCUCGGACCUGAUUUCCGAGGAGCCAUUUGUCCCCGUUGUUGCUUAUCAAGCCUUAGUUACCUUUGUUGCCAACCCGACACCACAGAUACCUUGCCAGUAUUUUAGUCCAUCUAUAUGCAAAUUAUUGGAACCGCUGCGAUAUCAAGUGAAGGAGGGACUCACGCGCUUCAUUGUGAUGCCAUCCUGCGCAAAUGUCGUGGCGGUGGCGGUGGUGUUGCUGUAUCCUGAAGAAGGCAGACGAGAGCUGCUUUCGUUUCUCAAUUUCUCUCCCAAGGAUGUGGCUUAUACUGGUGAUGUUACGCUCCCAGGCUACCACAACGCGGAGGUAUGGAUACUUUACGCGGCACCUGACCAUGACUACGUGAACACAACGGGGCUUCCAAGUCUAUCGGCACGCUAUAAGCCGAAAACGGUCUCGUCGCUUUCCCUUGUGAACACUGUGGGGCCAUCACAGGGUGAAACGGCCCCAUGUGUUUCGAAGGGUAAAAUGCUUUUCUUACCUUUCGUGACGAACAUUGAGGUAAAGAAACUUCUUCCAGAGUCCAAGAAGGUUAACUUCAUCCUACCGGAGCCAAACCUUAACGACGAACAACAGAUAACAUUUAGGCGACUCAUUGGAGUGACACCAGAGUUGUACAAAGAGGCGGCUGCGAUUGCCGACAAAGACAUUACAAUUGUCGGCUCACACUUUACUGGGAGGGAAGGUGACAUAGAAUUCCCCAAUGUAUAG
Trypanosoma brucei brucei TREU927 is the source of this 2208-nucleotide messenger RNA. RefSeq lists its product as hypothetical. The transcript has a single exon. The record is from RefSeq and is a predicted model, not a curated record. NCBI's taxonomy places the organism in Eukaryota, Euglenozoa, Kinetoplastea, Trypanosomatida, Trypanosomatidae. Bases 1 to 2208 code for a protein of 735 amino acids.